AUGGAGCCAAGUACAGCAGACGAAGACCUUACGGUGACGAAUGUAAAUUUUGGGGCAGAAUACGUAAGCGAAAACCCGCUCGAUAACGCGACAGAAAUCAACGAAAACGGACAGAAUAUACCAUAUAGCGAGAAUACUAUAUUAAUCGAAGCCGACGUAAAUACCGGGGGGGAUGUCAACGGAAUCGAAACAGCCUCGACCAGCGACAAACCACGACGAAACGCAAAACCUUCUGGGAAAUCAAUUGAAAAUACUAGUCAGAUUGAACAUACUAAACUUUACAAAGCAUGGACAAAAGUUCAAAGAGCCAUUACAGCACUCCAAAAUGCUCCUAGCUCGAUCGACAAAAUUGUUAAAGCAAUCGCACAGGUACCUGUGCGUGCUGAGUAUAAUGCCUACGAUAAUUUACAUCACAUCUUUGCAAGUUUUCUUACUUAUGUGGGGACACGAGAAUGCAUGGAAGAGCUGCAUAAGUUGGACACGUUAACACAGGUUAAUAAAAAAUUUGUCUCGGAAAACAUUGAACAGGGGAAUCAGCGUAAGCAGGAAGUCAUGUUCGAAAUAAAAUCCAUGCGGUCUGGGUCCCGCGCGUCCUCAAUAUCGUCCACAGCUCUGCGGGCAAAAGCUCGCGCAGAAGCAGCUGCAGCAAUAAAAAGGCCGAAAUUUAUAAAAAACGCUCUCUCGCAAAAACGCAAUCGGCCCUUGCCAUCCAACGUGAAGAAUUUGUCCUAGCAAAGCGUAAACUAGACGAGCAAACCCGCUUGGAAGCAUUACGCCUAGAAGGCGAUGCAGCGAUUGCGGUCGCAAGAGCAGAGGCCAUAGAUGAUGAACUCGGUUUCGAUAUUAGCCACGAGCAAAACCCCAUAGAUCUGCCCAUAGAGAACCCCCAAACGCGAGUACAGCAGUUUAUUGACAAUCAGUACCUUCAUCCACAAACCAAUGACCCAGAACCCACCAGUCGCGAUACAGGGAACACACAACAAACACCAUCCCAUCAUCUCAACCCGAUGGUACAACCCUUCGCACCCAAGAACUGCCCGACCGCAACUAAUUCUGACCAGAACAUUAUGAGAUCUUGCCUAGAAUUUAUGGUACGAAGAGAAAUCCUAACAAAAAGGGUUGAGAAAUUUGAUGACGACCCGCAGAAUUUCCAUACCUGGAAAACGUCCUUCAAGACCAUGUUGAAGGAUAUAAGCAUCACCCCCCAAGAAGAGCUCUCGCUCUUAACCGAAUAUACAAGCAAAGAGUCAAAAAAGUUUGUCCAGAAGCUACGUAACGCCUACAUUCAAAACCCAGCCAAAGGGGUGGUAGAAGUUUGGAACAAACUGGGGGAGAGUUUUGGGUCGGACGUGGUGCUGACGAAAGCUUAUCUUGACAAGAUAAUAGGCUUUCCGAAAGUUAGCUACAGGGACAAUAAAGAACUCCAGUAGCUUGGGGCCUUCUACUCAGUCUACAGUGUGCUAAAGACGACGGUCAACAGAAAGGACUCAGAAUCCUCGAUGAACCAAUUUUCCUAAGACCUAUCAUAGAGAAGCUUCCCAACGAUUUCCAGAGCAGGUGGCAAAGACAUGCUCUCAGGUACAAAAGAGAAAAACACACCGACUACCCACCAUUCUCCGAGUUCUCCAAGUUUGUGCAAGACGUUUCCUUGGAGAGAUACGAUCCCAACCUCGUUAUUGAGCAUCCUACAAACGAUGACCCCCUAUGCAGCAAACCUAGGCAAACUAACAAAACUGAUAUGAAGAAGAGCGAUCACGACGACGACUUUCGCGACGUCACCCAGUACAAUCCCAACAACUGUGUUUUGCAUGAUAUGCCUCACCCACCCACUCACGUCGUGUCGCGCCUUCCGCGCAAAGUCGAUAGAAGAACGGAAAAGUCUCGUAAGAAAACACCGCCUUUGUUUUCGGUGCCUCGCCUCAGUCUCUCACAUGGCCAAGGACUGCAAAUUCCCUGUGAAAUGCUUGGAAUGCGGUAG
Paramuricea clavata is the source of this 1978-nucleotide messenger RNA. The record is from the annotation of a GenBank genome assembly. Lineage: Eukaryota; Metazoa; Cnidaria; Anthozoa; Malacalcyonacea; Plexauridae.